Penicillium brevicompactum is the source of this 1320-nucleotide messenger RNA. RefSeq names its product peptide-N4-(N-acetyl-beta-glucosaminyl)asparagine amidase (gene png1). Gene Ontology annotation, biological process: protein quality control for misfolded or incompletely synthesized proteins; glycoprotein catabolic process; protein deglycosylation. The record is from RefSeq and is a predicted model, not a curated record. Gene Ontology annotation, cellular component: nucleus; cytosol. NCBI's taxonomy places the organism in Eukaryota, Fungi, Ascomycota, Eurotiomycetes, Eurotiales, Aspergillaceae. The coding region runs from base 1 to 1320 and encodes 439 amino acids. Gene Ontology annotation, molecular function: peptide-N4-(N-acetyl-beta-glucosaminyl)asparagine amidase activity. The transcript is spliced from 2 exons.
AUGGCGGACGGCAGACGGACACAGUCCCCCAAGGACUACGAUGCUGCCUCUCUCACCAGUGAAUUUGAACAACUGAUGCGCACCAAGCGUUUCAACCGCCUUCAGGAACGCUCCCACUCUCGCUCCCACUCGCCAUCACCAUCUCCAAUGUCCAGCUCAUCAAUCCCACCACCUCCCUCACGGGCGCCACCACCACCGCCCUCACUCGGCGCUCCUGCCUCACCUCCCAAACCAUCGACUACUCCAUCAGCACUGCGCGGCCUUCCGAUCAUGCCAUCGCCCCCUCAGGAUCCCGCCUCACUCAAGUUCUUUAAUUUACUCAAGGGGUUGUCGGUUACGCCGACCAAGUACGAAAACCCCGGCCUUUUGGAUGAGGCUCUCUGUGUGAUUCCACUCGAUCGCUUGUAUUCCGAGGCCGAAGAAGAGUCCCAGAUUAUGCAGGCUUCCGCCGCCAGCGUGUCAGGGAAGCCGGAAUGGGGCUACCAAGAUUGUGUCAUCCGUGCAUUGCUCAGAUGGUUCAAGGGAUCCUUUUUCCAAUUUGUCAACAACCCUCCUUGCUCCAAGUGCAACAUGCCCACCAUUGCCCAAGGCAUGACACCGCCCAGCCCCGACGAGACCGCCCGCGGUGCCACCAGAGUCGAACUAUACCGAUGCUCCGAUAAUAGCUGUGCCGCCCACGAACGUUUCCCUCGAUACUCCGAUGUGUGGCAAUUAUUGCAAUCCCGACGAGGCCGGGUAGGUGAAUGGGCCAACUGUUUCAGCAUGUUCUGUCGCGCGGUCGGCGCCCGAGUCCGCUGGGUCUGGAACUCCGAAGACUAUGUUUGGACCGAAGUGUACUCCGAGCACCAACGCCGAUGGGUACACGUCGAUGCCUGUGAAGGUGCCUGGGAUCAACCUCGCCUCUACACGGAAGGAUGGCAACGCAAGAUCUCAUACUGCGUGGCAUUCUCUAUCGACGGCGCCACCGAUGUCACCCGCCGAUACGUUCGCAACUUCUCUCGCCACGGCAGCCCUCGCAACCGCGCCCCCGAGGAAGUCGUCCUCUGGUCCAUCCACGAAAUUCGUCGCAAGCGCCGCGAGAACAUGUCGAAGACCGACCAGCGCCGUCUGAUCAAGGAAGACGAGCGGGAAGAGAAGGAACUCCGGUGCUACAUGGCCUCUGCUCUGGCAGCAGAGAUCAACAACAUGCUCCCACGCAACCUCACCGGUCGCCCCGAAGACCAGAAGCACCCUGGUGCGCGCCAAGAGGCCUCCACCGAGUGGCUUGCCGCCCGCGGACAUGGCCACUCGGGCCCCGACCGUUCUCAUGAAGGCCGUUAA